UUAGCAUUAACAAUUUCAUCCCAGGAAUUCACCCUUUUUAUAGGGUUUGAAUGAAGAUCGUUUAGUGUAAUUAGUAGCACUACAUACAUAUCCUAUUAUUUUUCAGAUUGGAUCAGUAAUUUUGUUAUCAACAUGGACGCAGACAUUAUACGUCAUCACCAAAGACCUUUCCUGUCCCUCGUGUCAUAACAUGGUCGCCUUCAGCCGGUUAAUCUCGCAAUGACAACGACCUUUUUUCAGCUGAAUUAAAAGCGUGACUGGAGGAUUUCUUCGCCGAAGCCAUGCCUCGCUACGAACUGGCUCUGAUCCUGAAGGCGAUGCAGCGGCCGGAGACGUCGGCCGCUCUCCGGCGGACGGUGGAGAGUUUGAUGCAGCGGGGCGCGGUGGUGAGGGACCUGGAGAACCUGGGGGAAAGACUGUUGCCCUACACGAUAACCAAACACAACCAGAGGCACAGCCGAGGAGCAUACUUUCUGAUCGAUUUCUACUCGGCCACCAACAUCCUCUCAGGGUUACUGGAUCAUCUGCACCGUGAUGUGGACGUGGUGAGGCCCACUGUGCUGAAGAAGGACGACCCGGUUUCCAGCAGCAACUGCUGUGGGCCCCAACAGUGAUUUAAUGUUUCCACAGCUCGUAUCCAGACCAUGUACAGUGUGAUGCUUCCCUCUUUGACCUAAUAGCCAUGUCCAUACAUUUGGAAGUUAUGUCAUAAUAAACUACUUUUUUCUAA
This is a messenger RNA of Pungitius pungitius (ninespine stickleback), 730 nucleotides long. RefSeq names its product mitochondrial ribosomal protein S6 (gene mrps6). Bases 282 to 614 code for a protein of 110 amino acids. Lineage: Eukaryota; Metazoa; Chordata; Actinopteri; Perciformes; Gasterosteidae. Gene Ontology annotation, cellular component: mitochondrial small ribosomal subunit; ribosome. The transcript is spliced from 2 exons. Gene Ontology annotation, biological process: translation. Gene Ontology annotation, molecular function: structural constituent of ribosome; small ribosomal subunit rRNA binding. The record is from RefSeq and is a predicted model, not a curated record.